Molecule: messenger RNA, 4210 nt
Organism: Neopsephotus bourkii (Bourke's parrot)
Lineage: Eukaryota; Metazoa; Chordata; Aves; Psittaciformes; Psittacidae
Gene: LRIG2
Product: leucine rich repeats and immunoglobulin like domains 2
Exons: 18
Coding region: 234-3116 (960 amino acids)
Molecular function (GO): protein binding
Source: RefSeq, a predicted model, not a curated record
UGGUGCUGCUGCUGUGCGUGCGGGCGGCCGCCGCUGCUGAGCCCUGCGGAGCGCCCUGCUCCUGCCGCCGCGGCCUGCUGGACUGCAGCCGGCAUCGCCUGCCCGGGGGGCCGGGCCCGAGGAGGAUCCCGCCGCUGCCCGCCGGCACCACGGGCCUGGAUUUAAGUCAUAAUCAUUUAUUGUCAUCCAACUGGAGCAUUGAUUUAUCUGUUCCUACACUACAAGAAGUGAAAAUGAAUUACAACGAGCUGAGUGAAAUUCCAUAUUUUGGGGAAACAACUUCUAAUAUAACUCUUCUCUCAUUGGUACACAAUACCAUUCCAGAAAUAAAUGCUGAGCAACUCCAAGUUUACCUUUCACUGGAAAAUCUAGAUCUUAGUUCUAAUCUGAUCUCAGAAAUUAAAGCUUCUUCUUUUCCACGGAUGCAACUGAAGUACCUGAAUCUGAGUAACAACAGAAUAACUACUCUAGAAGCAGGCUGUCUUGAUAACUUAUCUAGCUCACUGAUGGUGGUAAAGCUGAACAGGAACAGGAUUAGUGUGAUUCCACCAAAGAUCUUCAAACUGCCUCAUGUGCAGUUCCUGGAACUGAAAAGGAACCGGAUUAAAAUAGUGGAAAGUCUGACAUUCCAAGGACUGGAAUCGUUAAAAUCCUUGAAAAUGCAGCGCAAUGGGAUUAGCAGACUAAUGGAUGGAGCAUUCUUUGGCCUGGGUAAUAUAGAAGAAUUAGAACUGGAACAUAAUAACUUGACAGAAGUAAACAAGGGCUGGCUGUAUGGCCUGCGGACAUUGCAACAACUCUAUGUUAGCCAGAAUGCCAUUAACAGGAUCAGUCCAGAUGCAUGGGAGUUCUGCCAAAGGCUUUCCGAGCUAGACUUGUCAUACAACCAACUAACUCGCCUCAGGGAGUCUGCCUUCAUGGGACUUGGUCUAUUGGAGAAGCUAAACCUGGGUGACAAUCGCAUCAGUCACAUUGCUGAUGGUGUCUUUCGAGGUCUGGCGAAUCUUCGAACCUUGGACUUGCGGAACAAUGAGAUCUCCUGGGCCAUAGAAGAUGCAAAUGAAGCAUUUGUGGGACUCAGCAGGCUGGAUAAACUAAUCUUGCAAGGAAACCAGAUUAAGUCAAUUACCAAAAAAGCGUUCUCUGGUCUUGAAGGACUUGAACAUCUAGAUUUAAGCAACAAUGCAGUAAUGUCCAUCCAGGAAAAUGCAUUUGCACAGGCUCACCUGAAAGAGCUAGUUUUGAACACUAGCAGCUUGCUUUGUGAUUGCCAGUUGAAAUGGCUGCCACAGUGGCUCACUGACAGCCAUUUACAGCAGGCUGUAAAUGUUAGCUGUGCUCAUCCAGAGUGGUUAGCAGGACUAAGCCUUCUCAGUGUGGACCCUGAUGACUUUGUCUGUGAUAACUUCCCUAAGCCGCAGAUAAGAGUGCAUCCUGAGACCAGAGUUGCUCUGCGAGGCAUGAAUGUGACUCUGACUUGCACUGCUGUGAGCAGCAGCGAUUCACCCAUGUCCACAGCUUGGCGUAAAGACAGUGAGGUGUUGUAUGAUGCAGAGGUGGAGAAUUUUGCCAGGUACCAGCAGCAGGGUGGUGAGGUGGUCGAAUACACCACUGUCCUGCACCUUUUCAAUGUGAAUUUCACUGAUGAAGGGAAGUAUCAGUGCAUCGUCACCAAUCACUUCGGCUCCAAUUAUUCCAACAAAGCCAAGCUGACUGUCAAUGAGCUACCUUCUUUCCUGAAAACCCCCAUGGAUCUCACUAUCCGCACCGGGGCCAUGGCCCGGCUGGAGUGUGCUGCAGAGGGUCACCCUACUCCACAGAUCUCCUGGCAGAAAGAUGGUGGCACAGACUUCCCCGCUGCAAGAGAGAGAAGGAUGCACGUCAUGCCUGAGGAUGAUGUGUUCUUUAUUGCAAACGUGAAAAUAGAAGACAUGGGAAUCUACAGCUGUAUGGCACAAAACAUUGCAGGUGGUUUGUCAGCAAAUGCCACGCUGACUGUGUUAGAAACUCCUUCCUUUAUGAGGCCCUUAGAAGACAGAACUGUGACCCGAGGUGAAACUGCUGUCUUGCAGUGCAUAGCUGGUGGCAGCCCUGCCCCGCGCCUCAACUGGACAAAGGACGAUGGCCCUUUGACAGUCACAGAAAGGCAUUUUUUUGCUGCGGCAAAUCAACUCCUUAUCAUUGUGGAUGCUGGCUUAGAGGAUGCUGGGAAGUACACGUGCAUUAUGUCCAACACACUGGGCACUGAGCGGGGCCAUAUUUACCUAAAUGUCCUGGCUUCCCCAAACUGUGAUUCUUCCCAGAGUGGCAUUAUCCACGAGGACGAUGGCUGGACAACAGUGGGCAUUGUGAUUAUCGUGGUGGUGUGCUGUGUCGUGGGAACCUCCCUGGUAUGGGUUAUCGUCAUCUACCACAUGAGAAGGAAGAGUGAAGAUUACAGCAUCACUAACACAGAGGAGAUGAACCUACCGGCAGACAUUCCCAGCUAUCUGUCUUCCCAAGGAACUCUGUCAGAGCCUCAGGAAGGCUACAGUAACUCAGAGGCAGGAAGCCAUCAGCAGCUUAUGCCUCCAGCUGGUAGCUACGUGCAUAAAGGCACAGAUGGUGGUGCAGCACCACUGGUGAUCUGCUCAGACUGUUACGACAACGCAAACAUCUACUCCAGGACACGAGAGUACUGUCCCUAUGCCUACAUCGCAGAAGAAGACCCCCUGGAUCAAACUCUCCCUAACCUCAUGGUACAGAUGUCUAAGGAAACAUAUACAGCACGCACCCAGCAUGAAACCAGUACCUUGGAUAAUCUCUUAGCAGACAGAGACAUGUCUGUCUUCCUUACCAACCAUGACAAAAUGAGCGAAAAGAAAAUCUCCUCCCAGCAGAUCAAUGAACCCUUCCAGCUUCCUCUAUGGGGAGUGAACAAAGACAUGGCUCUCCCUCACUCCCACUUCCUGCAUCAGCAGCCAGGCCGGGAGACCCCACGGCCUCCCCACAGCGAGGGUGCUGCUGCCAGCACCCGGGACCAGGCGGCUCCAUCCGGAGCCUGUCCCAGCGGCCGGGAGCGGAGCUUUGAUUUUAACAGGACACACAGCAUUCAUGACUAUAGUGAAACCACGUAAGACACUUAAAUGGAGUCUUGAAAGCAAAUCUGUACCGACUGACUUGUAUUUACUACCUCAGGACUAACCCCAAGGCCAAAGAUGCUUGUGUAUGUGCGUCUGCAGUCACGGGCUGGCUAAACAGACUGUUUAGGAGGAGGUGGCACAUGCUCUUUUCCCCUGCAUUUCUGUGGAUUGGAAGAUGGGAAUGUGUAACAGAAUACAUGGAUGAUUAGUGCUAUCUACAGUAGCAUUAAAAUGAGGAUUUUCUGAUGCUGGAAGCAGCCUUUGUGUUGGUGCAUGCUUUGAAGAUCCCUCAAGAAUGCAUAGCUAUUUCCCACUGCAUUGUGUGCUUGAAAACAAAUGUUCAGGGCCUCCUCAUGGAAUUCUCCAGUAACUGUAAGCAUAAAAUUCUUGGCCAGCUUUUUGUUCCUUAGGCUGUUAGCAGGCCCCUGUCACCAGUCUGACUUUGGGUCUUGUUUUCUCCUAUGAAUAAUGGACUCUAGUUGUAAAUAAAUUUGCAUUUAUAAAUAUUUUGUAUACACUAAGCGUAUAAAUGUGUUGGCUGUAAUGUAAAUAGAUUUUUUUAUUAUACCAAAGUCUGUAUCAUACUGUUACUCUGGACAGCUGUGUAUCAAACCAUAUGGGGUUGUUGGUGGGACUGGAAGCUUCUUUCUGAGGGGAUAGAGCUGUCUUUGGUUUGGAAAGCAGUGAAUUUACUAUGGAUAUAUGGUGAAACUGUGAUAUUGAUGAAUUUCAUUGUUCUGUACAGCUCUGCAUGCAUUGAGCCUGGCUGACCUGACUGCAAGCAUCUCACAACAGAGCAGAAUUCCGAGUUUGAUCUGUUUCAGUGUUGAGAAAGUCCUUAAAUCUCUGUAUUAGGCACCUGUCUUGUCCAGUAGAGCAAAAAGCCCAACAGAGUCUGCAUUACAAGCAGCGUUAUUCCGGUAUUCCUGGCUGUAGUAUCCAGCUUCCAUGAAGUUCUUGUCAAAAGCAAACAAAAGGAGCAGUGCACUACCUGCCUCCUCCUGGUUCCCUGGGAAAAUGGGAGGUCUGAGUGGUUUGUUUCAGGAGUUUAUCUAAGCUUUUAUCUAAAAACCAGCCUGUGUAUUGUG